This is a messenger RNA of Cylindrotheca closterium, 1995 nucleotides long. NCBI's taxonomy places the organism in Eukaryota, Bacillariophyta, Bacillariophyceae, Bacillariales, Bacillariaceae. The record is from the annotation of a GenBank genome assembly.
AUGAAGUCUCCAUUGCUGGGUCUUUUACUUAUCCCUGUUUGCACCGGCCAUUCGAAUCAUGGUGAAGGCACCACCAUGAUCAAUAACGACAAGAAAUCAACUCGCAGACGACGGAACCUCGUGGAAUCCAUUCGCACAUAUAUUCCAAGGUCGGAAGUGGCAGAUGCCGCUGCCGUCGAUUUGGAUGUUCAUGCCAUCAAAAAUGAGUUGGGGAAACUGGACGACGAAGGAUGGACCAACGCCAUGGCCAUUUACCACCAAGGUGCCUUUAGUAAACCAAUUGCUACAGUUACGCUGAUAAAACCACUCCAAGACUCCAUAUCCUCGGGGAAAACAGUGGUGGGAAUCGCAAUGGAUGGAUCGGAAAUCGUGGGGGAAACAAUUGGAAAUGUGGGUGUGAACGAGACUAUCAUUCGGAUAGUAUACGACAAUGAUAUCACGGAGACUGGCCAUACGCAUUGCAGUGUAGGGGGGAAUCCGUCUCCGAUCGUCGAUGGAUGCUUGCAAUUUGAGGGUAACAUUACUAUUGACGACGACCAAAGUUUCCAGUAUACUUACAAUGUUUCAGAAUCCAAUCACAAUGAUCACACUCUCCUCGAAUUGAGCACACAUGCCAAGUCUCGCAUGUGGAGUUGCAGUCACUGCCCGUUUCGAACCUUUUCCAAAUAUUACAAUUACUUUGGCGAAUUCGACUAUGCCGAUCGCAUCAUCCAGGAUGCCUUUCGUGGACAAGAAAUGGAGUUGGACAAUGGCAAUAUGGAUUUGGGAUACUACUCCAAAUAUGGAUUGAAAGAGUUCAUUUCCAAGGCCAUUUCCUAUCUUAGCAUUUGGAUGUACACCAUUCGCCAACUGGAACAAGCCGUGGCAGACUGUGAAAAGGGAGAAUUUCUACAGGCGGUACACUUUUGGGACGAAGCCGUUGCCAUGUACACGGGAUCUCGGGGUAUGAAUGAAGGGGACAAUAGUAGCAAUAAUGGAGAUUUGAUGUUGCACCAAGCCGAUUUGCGGUGUCAAGAAUUUAAUACCUGCGGUGCCUCGAGUGACAGCCGCACGGGCCAAUCCUACGUCAAUUUGCAAGUGUUUGCCCACUUUGCCGACGGCCAAUACAGUUUGCUGCACAAUCGGUGCGAACAAGCUGCCCAGAACAAACAAGAGAUUAUCCGUCUCAUGACCAUUCCGUUAGUGCAAGCCACCUUGCGGUAUGCUCACAUCAUUGCGCACGAAACCUAUUUCAAUGAAAAGCAUGGUUCCCAAGCAUCCUUGUACGCGCUUUCGAUACUUCCCUUGGUGCACGACUGCAGUCCUCCAGAUGCUGCUGUUUUGUACCAGGAAUUAAAAUCCAAGAAUACUGCCGACGUAAAUUUUGGGGCCGUCCAACAAGCCUUGGAGAAUACCUACUCGUGUUUGAAUAUUCAAUGUUCCGAAAUUGGUGGCAUUUGGGACGAAACGAUUGGGGAUUACAAGUACGAUGCCUAUCCCUGUGGAGCAGCAGCCCAAGGAACGGCGGGCAACUUUCUAGAUGCCGUAUUAGCCCAAGGAACGGCGGGCAACUUUCUAGAUGCCGUAUUAGGUGGAGCCAUUGGAGGCCUGGUCUUUUUGACGGCCCUGGGAGUGUGGACGUGGCGGCGGAACAAGCUGUUGAAAAAAGAAGACGGAGAAUACUCCAGUAGUACUAGUACUAGCAAUUACUGGCAAGACGAUGCUGGCGAUGGCAAAGAAGGAGGCUUCCGAGAUGAACCCAAGUACGUGGACACUCCUAAAAUGGAGACAUCCCAGAAGCUACAGGAUGUGUUGACCCACAGUGUGGUAGGUGAUCAAGAAGAAGAACACGAGGAUGAGAACAGCACCAACUGGCAAGACGAAGAAGAGGUCGACUUUGGGGAGGAGUCCGAGUCCGAGUCCUCGUCCGAGGAGGACAACGACGAAGAAUUUCCAGAGGAUGAAGCCACGUACUCGGGCAAUCACAAAAGGUCAUCCAAUAGCUACGAGGUUUGA